CCGGAAGUGCCCGGAUGUAGCGCGGCGCGCGCGGAGCUGUAGCCGUGAGGAGACUGAGGAGGAGCGGUGAUGGCGGCAGCCGUGGAGACCGGGCAGGAGGAGGAGGGCGGAGAAGAAGAAGAGGAGGGCGACCCGGUUCCUCCUAUUGCAACAACUCCACCCCAUCGUGUCUGGAGGGAGGACUCCUUGAGCCGCAGCAGCAGCAGCGAAACCCAGGCAUCGGUUACCAGUGGGAUCUCUCUAGGAGAAGCAAUACGUCAGAAGACUGCUGUUAAUUGGGGAAUUGAGUCAUGGUAUCAGCUGCCGGCAGAAGUGGAUGCCAGCUGUUUAACUGCUGCCUCGGAGACAAAGCUUGGCCUGACUUAUGAUAGAAAUGACCUGACGGAGUUCCCUACGCUGGAGGAAGGAACGUUGCCUUCAGCAGAAGCAUCCAGAAGGCGAUCUCCUGGAGAUACAGCACAUGGCGUACUGCAGGACAUUCAGAACACUCAAUUCCCCCCCUGUCUUCCACUCUUGAUGUAUUCAACACGAGGCCAGAGAUUUUCAGAUGAGAUGCUUCUCCAGCCAUCAGAAAUGGAUUUUAUUCCCUUAAGAGGAAUCCCCGAUAUUUCUGGUGUGUCUGAGGAGCGUUCGAAGCCAUCUCUCAUUCAUGAAGCUGUGUCAGGCGCAGAAUCUCCCUCCGGUGCACCCAGUGACUGCUUUACUUUGUCCCAGCAUCCUCUCCCCUGCGGACACGUGGGCCCUUGUGAUGCCAGUUGUGGUGGUGGUUUGUCUCAGGAAACAUCUCUUUCUGCACAACUCUUUGUUAACAAAGAUGAAGACUGUGAAGAUGAUACUGAUGAAAAGGUAUCGAUUCCCCAAACAGGUGACAAUUUAGCAAACUCUCCUUCCCAGGUGAUGCUGACCAAGGCAAAGAGUCUAAACCCAAGGGAAUCUCUUCUUGCAAAGCAGAUGUGGAGUCCUUCUGUAAAGGAUGAACAUUUCUCCUGUGACAGUCAUGUACCAGCUACUGAUUUUGAGCUUUCUGAGAAAGAAAAAGGAUUACUGAAGCAUGAUGAGUUCUCAUCUUCUGAGAACUCCUCUUGUAAAACGGCACUGACUAAGUAUUUGGCAAAAAGUGAAAGAGAGGUGCCAAAGGAAAAGGUAAAAAUGACUGAGAGCGAGGUAGAAAGGUGCACAAGGCAGCUGGAGAAGCUGGAGAAAGACGAGAAGGCUCUUGAGCUUCAUUUGUCGAACAAUUUAUCUGAUGACUUGAGGAAAGACCAUUGUAAAAAUUCAGAUGCUGGAGGUGUUUUUUCUGCAAAGCCUUUUGAAACAGGUGAAGGAAUGUCAAGCGAACAUGGAGUGGAUUUAAAUGGCUCUGAAAGCUUGAAGUUGGUGUCUAUUCCUGAAGGACUCCCAGGAGCUUUCCUAGAUCCCCAGCAGAAACAACUGUCUCCUCCAGUGAGACUAGAGAAAGAGGAGUUUCUGUCUCCUGUGACAAGCACCACACCUAAACAACUGGUUGUGACUGGCAUGGAAGCUCCUUCCUGCAGUGAGAAUGCUCCGGUGGAAGCAGAACCCGGAGCAAGCAGGGGUGAAUUAACUAAUUCAGAUUUUUCCAUAGAGAGGGGACAUAAAGUUACAGGCAUUUCCCCUUCAUUUAAUCUUGUAGGUGAUGGCUCAUUCUCUGGACAUCUUGCUCAGCCCAACUAUCAGUCCACUCCAGGGAUAUUUCUAAAGAAAAACGCUAAGGUGGAAGAACUUAGUGUCCUUGUGAUCAAAUCAGAUCUUCACACCUCUCCUUCAUGCUUAAAGGAAGGAACUUCAGGGAACUCAUCUGCCAGCACUCCUGUAUCUGAGAAGCAACCGUCACUCCAACGCGCUCAGAAGGAAAACAAGAAACAUUUUGAGGCUUUAAAGUCGAAAUAUCCCCACACUGGAAGAAUUCAGUCUCUCCCAUCACUUAGUUUCAUGGAGAAGGUACGAGCUUGGAACAUGAGCCAGCUGGAGAUGUCUGAUGCGUUGGCUUCCUGUGACCCAAGUGGAGUUUCUCCUAGAAGGAAAGCCUACAGUGCCAUUGCUUGUUCUUCAAGCAAUAGUUUGCCCAUACGAGAAAGCGGUAGAGAACCCAAAGAUUCUGUUGCUGUUACCCAUAGAAUGACAGGAACAGGUUCACUGGGGAGCUUGUGUUUUCCUAAACAAGACUCACCGCUUAUCCAGCCUCUUACCAGAUCUCAGUCUGACAAUGCAGUGAAUGUGUCCAGUAGGAACAUGUCCUUGCCUGAAGCUGUCCUGCCAGCAAACUCAGCAGAGGCCAUGCAGCCUAUAGGAGAAAAAAGGGACGUUUUAGGAGUGUCUGAAAGUAUUUCAGGAGCCUCCACAAUACAGAAGUUUACAGCUGACAUCAUUCAUGGACCUAGUGGUGGAGAUGCUGAAAGUACAGGACGAAGAUCAGACCGAAAUGUGUUUGUUUCAGGUGGAGUUGUUCAGCUGCUUGAAGAGGAUGGCAACUCUCCAAAUGAUGACCAGGAGAAUUGGGGUGCCCUUGAAAAUCAGUCUCGCAACCUAAAUGCUCCUCCUGGCUGUGUUGGCAUGGACAAAUUUGAUGAUGUCUCACCAGACAGUUUGAAUCUGCCUUUUAGUCUUGGGGAGAGCAGCCAGGGGGAACCGGGCUCAGCAGGGCACUCCUCGGUGGAUUCCAGGCACUUUUCCACCAGCGAGAAAGAGGAGAACUUCAUCCCCAUCAAAACAGCUUCUUUGGAAAGUCCAGUGAAAGAAGAGCUUAAUAUUGAAGAAAGGAUCCCGGUGUAUCUGCGCAACCUUGGCAUUGAUCAGUCACCUGGAACCAUACUGACACCAUUCCUACCCCGAGGACCAAUCAGGGAAGUGGAAUUUUCCCCUUCAGAGCUUCGAACGGUGAAGGACUUCACUGACACAUCGAUGAGGGCUGCUGCAGCGCCACAAGGUGACUUGUUCUCAGCAGCUGAAAUUACCCAGACAAGUUUUAACCCCGGCACUUCCACUCUUAGCAUGUCUGUGUCAAUGAAUUCAGAAGUUGGCUCAGGUGUCCUGUCUCCCCGUGAGCUCUCCCCCUACUUCUCCAGAUCUUUUGGAGAGACACCGGCGAGUCUGUGCCACCAACUGGAAAGGACUGCUUUGCUUUCCACCCAACAGAAGGCAGAUAAACCAAACCGGUGGCUGCAGAGCGUUCCACCUGACUGCCCUGACAGAAGAAGUCCUAUGCUCGUGUCAAAAAGCCUUCAGGAUCUACUAUCUCUAAGUGAGUCCAAAGCUGUGAAUAGCAGCCUGCAGAGAUGGCCUGCUGGUUCUUUGGCUGGAGUUAAAGAUGAAAUAGAAGGUGACAGAGGUCCGCAAGCUUUCAGCGCAGUUAAAAAGAGAAGUAAAGGUCAAGAAAGCGAUUCUUCUGCAGAGCACCAGACCCAACCAGAAACAUGUAAGCUUUUGGCGGAGGGUACAACCAGCAGGUGGUGCGAUUCUGCCUGUUCCACUGUCUCCUGUGAAGAAACUGGUGAGUUGUCUCCAGUGCCAAAGAGAAUGGAAGGUGUCCCUGAAGAUUCUAGGCUGGGGAAAGACAGCAUCCCUCAGUUUCUGUCAUGGGAUCAGGCUACAGCCCAAAGCGUGCAAGAAGAGGGGUUGGAAGUAAAGCCUCUGAAAUAUAACUCGGGCAGUUUAAGAUGGGAAAAGUCUCUCGAUGUCAGCUUACGCCAUAGUGAAGAGAAGAUGAAGGAAGCCACCAGAGAGUUUAGGACAGGAAGAUCUGUAGGAAGGUCGGAGCCAGAAGGCUGUAGCAAUGCAGCUACAGACAGAAACCGGCCUGGGUUGAUGGGUCUUGCACAAAGCACUGGAAGUAUUGAAGUCAACACUGGAAGAAGUUCAGAAAUGGGUAAUCCUUCUGCUUCCAAGCAUCUCAACAGUAUCACCAGUGUCCCAGGAGGCACCCAGAGCUUCUUGUCUAAAGGUGAUGCUACUAGAAGCAGGGCAGGAGGCACGCAAGAGGGAGAUGACAGCAGAAGUGGAGAGACACUCGCUGCCCGUGUCAAAGCCCUUCUGGGGAAUUCUUCUUCCUCAGAGCCUCUAAGCAGUGGCACUGAUGUCACAGGAGGUCUCCCGAGCAUCUUGUCCAAAGUUAGCGCAACCAGAAGUGAGGCAGGAGGCAAGCGAGGCAGCGAUGACAGCAGCAGUGGUGAUUCGGUCGCUGCCCAUGUCAAAAACCUUCUGAGAGAAGGAUUGCCUGGUGGGGUACAAGACACACAAUUUGUGAAGAGUGGAGAUGAAGAGGAGAGGAAAGCACGAGCACGGAUGAAACUAAAACUGGCCAGCCAGUCCCAGGAAUCUCUGUCAGAGCUGAAUGAAGGGAAGCGAGAAAGAGUAGAAGAAAUAAAGGCAGAGCUGCUUUGGACAGCCACGAACUCUGCGUCAGCCAAGGAGCCAUGCGUUCAUGCUUUGGAAGCUGCCUCUGGGUGCAGCCGUGACCAGGAACUGGACAUCAAGGGUUUCGAAGCUCCAAGUGAAAGAAGAUUUCAAAGUGACAACCACAUCCCAACCAUAACAACUAAGGAGGUGAUGGAGUCAAGCUUACAUCAGUCCGAGCCGUUACACAGAGCUGAUCUUUCUGAUUGUUGCCUGACUUUUAAAACUUUGAGUACCGUUCAAACCCCUGUCUGCAACCAACAGCAAACAAUUCCAACAAGUCGUUCUGAUGUUGCUGAACUCCACCCACUGGUGCAGAAAGAAUGGGACACGUUUGCAAUGAGGUCUGCAGCUGCUUCUGAUAUAGCAUCAGAAAGCCAUUUGUCAGCUCGGAAGAAACUCUCUAUGGAGAAGUGUUGUGAAGAUGUGGCGAAGCAAAUCACUUCGAUCACUUUUUCAUCCCGAAAACGUCUGGGGUCACCAUUGACCUCCAUGGCACUCAGCUCUAGUCUUACUGGAGAUGAUCUUGAUGGGAUAAUGCCUUUGGAGGUUGACUCUGCUAGCACUGAGGAACAGAGCCAUGGCAAACAACACUUAGAAAGAUCUAAGACCUGUCUUCUGAGUCCAGUUCUUGCUGGCUCGGUGGCUGAUGAGAUAGUUUAUGCUGGUGAGAAGGACAGGUUUCAUCCUGUCUCUGCUGACAGUAACAGAGUUGGAGCUUAUCAAGGAACAGACUGCUUGUCAGAUCAGCAUUCCGUAAGCGUUCAUGCUGAUAAAAUACAGACCCUUAGUGCAAAAUAUUCUGAAGUUUCCCCUCAAGAUGUGACUGAAUUGGGCAGGCGUAGUGCCAGGCUCACAGGGCUUGACUGUGAUGCAAGAUUCAGCCAAGAAAUGAAUCGAUUUAAUGAAUCUCGUGCUGUAAGCUCUUACCAGCAGGAGAACAGCAGCUCAUGUGGCCACGUCCGCUUAUGUGAGAGCUUAGAAGGUUUGGGUCCAGCUGUACAAAGCGAAUUGCUAAAGGGCCAUGUUAAGGUGUUGAAAGAAGAGAAGGAAAGUCCUCCUGAUGAAGUAGCUCCUGUUCAGAUAGAGACUGUGAGAGAGCAAAUCCAUUCAUCUCGCCAUGCAUCUGCGGAUGCGAUUUUAUCCACCACGUCUGCAUCUCCUUCAUCACGAACUAAGAAAGUCCUGUCUUGUGUCCACAUAACUCUUUCCUCAAAGAGUGAUAACUCAGAGCUGCAGAGUGAUGCAAACACUGAAACUGAGAUGAGAUCACGGGAUAAACCUGAUGUUAAUACUCAACCGAUGCUUUUAAAAACUCCAGAAACUCUAACAACUGUUUCGAAAUUGUCACCUGCUGACCUUGUUCCAGGAGAUCAGAGAUCUUUGUCUUGCCCAGUGACAGUGUCUUCAGCAGGUGCCUGCCCAGUGUUUUCCUCUCUUACCGGAACAGCAGGGCAAGAGCUGCCUCUGCAAAGCACUGAGAGAUUACAAGACCCUGUUCCAGGUUCAAGGGGGUUUAAUCUGAACAACAUCGUCAACUCUGUAGUUCCUACAAACACUGGGAAAAACACUUCCGAUGCUGCCACUCAGAUAACAACUGAAAGUCCUGGAAAAACCACCUUUUCAGCAGAGAUAUAUGUUAAUUCACAGGACGAUGAAAAUGCUGCCCAGCAGUUGUCUCUCCAGAAAACAUGUGAACUUUCUAACCUCCCAACAUUAUCUCUUAACAAGAUUCCCUCUUUCCCAAGGCAAGAUCAGCCCUUGUUGCUGCCGUAUAAACCUUCUGGAAGUACUGGGAUGUAUUAUGUUCCUUAUCUAAAGGCAGGAGCAAAAACUUCUCCUGUUGGGUCAGAAACCAGCGCUGAGAGCUCUCACUCAGCAGGGCCAAACGAUGCCCCUCCUCGAAGGGUUUUGGAGAGUGUCCUUGGUUUAAGGGAUGAUGAUCCUCGAGGCAGUACAGCUAUUGAGGAUAAAGAAGGAAUCUACAGCAAGAGGGCCAAGCCCAAGCUGGCCUGGGCUGAGGAGCAAAUGGGACCGCUGGAAGCCUUACCAGAACACAGAGAUCACUCCAAGUCUGUGAAAAACACUCAUUCAGUCUUUGGAUCUGCACAGUUCUACCUUCAUCAGCCAAUGCCCAGAUGCGAGAGCUUCUUCCUGUCUAACAGCGAGCUGUCAGAGGACGGUUCUGGUAUUGGACACACUAGACCUUCCUCGAGGGCUGUCCUGCCGAAUUGGAAAACUGCACAUCGUCAUCAGCGUGUUUUCUCUGUUCACCAUAAAAAAGAUGGUGAAAACAAGUUCUUCCCACUCACUGCAGAAGCAGAUUACAGCAGGAAUGAGGAUCUGAAUGUUAGCACAUCUUUGGGGAAUGAAACAUCAGGGAAGGAGCAUGGCAGAAGAGAAGCAGAACAAAGGGCAGGUAGAAAUUGUUUGCUUUGUAGCCAAACAACUCACCUUCAUGAGAAGAUGGAGAAAGACCUACCACCAAGACAGAGAACACACUCCAGUGCUAGCUUAGAUGAACUCUGGAUUAAGUUCUUGGACCGCCAGAAAAGACACCAGCACCAUGAUUUUCGGAGUAAUGGUGAACUGUCUCUUGUUGAACGCCUUGAUCGAUUGGCCAGGGUCCUUCAGAAUCCCAUUAAACACACACUGAUACCACCAAGGUCUGUAAUGAAUGUGUCUGAAGAGGAAACGAAGGGAAGAGAGCAGAAGAAAAUAAGACUCGCUGAAAAGAGUAUGUCUGAAAGUACCUUCAAGCGUAACGCAACACAGGUUGAAGAAAGGCCACAUAUCGCCUGUGGUAAAAAUAGCUUUGUAGAGCUCAGGAAAAACAGCUCAGGAGAAAAAGCUCUCUACCACAUGAAUAAAGUUUUGGAGCACCAGCAGUGCUUGGAAACUCCUAGUGACACUUCCUCAGAGAUGAGGCUUAGUAGGGAUCAUGGCACCACAAUGAGUUCUACCAUCUCAGAAUCAGAUGCAGCAACCCCUAUGGAGCUGGGAACUGCUACUCCGACCGAGGUGAGCAGCUCCAUUUCCACCAUAGACACAGCCAGGCUGAUCAGGGCUUUUGGCCGGGAAAGAGUGUCGCCAAGACUUUCCCAGCUUUAUGAGACCAUCAACCGCCAGAAAAGUUGCUCGGAAGAGUGGGACAAGAAAAGCGGAAAAGCUGUGGGUGUAGAAUAUCUCAAGGUUGCUUCUGAGAGACACAGGAAAAGGAAAGAGAUCCAGAGGUCAAUAUCCAUUCUAUCAGAUUCAACUUCCGCAAGCAGCAGUUCUUGGGGGCCAAGCUCUGCUCUUACUACCAAGCGACGGACACGGAUGCUAAGCAAAGGUAUCCAGACAGGAGACUUGGAGAUUGUGAACAGUGCCACUAAGAAAAACACUCGAGAUGUUGGUGUGACUUUUCCUACUCCGAGACCCAGCCAGCCAAAUCAGCGGCCCCAGGAACCUUGGCACCGCGUUGAUGGUAUUUUGGGAAAGUCAGAUGGUGUGGUCACAGAUCAUCGGGCAGCGGGAAGCAAGGGGAUUUCAUGGUUUGUCCAAGCAGAACACAGGAAAUCUGAAUCUCAUAAAGAAAACCAGUCCAGGUCCUUUUCUGGUCCUGGUCCCUCUUGGUUUGAACCAUUGACCAGCACAAAGCCGUGGAGAGAGCCUCUCCGAGAGAAGAAUUGGCAAGAGCAGCAACACCACAACAUGAUUCAUCAAGCAGUGCCAGAAAGAGAUGCUGAAAAAGGGACCUUGCGGCCAUUUGUGAGGCUCACGCUACAGGAGGCUCUUGCAGUGCAUCGCCCCGAUUUCCUCUCUCGCUCUGGAGAGCGCGUGAAGCAUCUCAAGCUUGUCAUUGAGGAAAGGAGGAUGCAGAACGUACUGCAGGCCGAGCGAGAAGAGCUGUUUAAUCCUCCAGGGAAAAGAAAGGGCUACAUGAAUGCAAAUCAUCUGCUGUCCGACAGAGGUUUUCUGAUUAAAGAAAAGGGAAGAACAAUUCCGAAGAGUGAAAUGGUUCAAAGAUCUAAACGGAUCUAUGAGCAGCUGCCAGAGGUGCAAAAGAAGCGAGAGGAAGAGAAGAGAAAAAUGGAAUACAACUCGUACCGCCUCAAAGCACAGCUUUACAAAGCGAAAAUCACCAACCAGGUCUUAGGGAGGAAGGUGCCUUGGAACUGAUAAAGAUCUGCUGUUCAAGCGAAGGUGCCUCGUGCUUCGAAACCAUGCAGCACCGAGGAGGCUGUGAUCUGUAAACGAUAUUGCAGUAAAUACUUGUGUCGUGUCUGUUCACUUGUGUCAUUUUUGUACUCAGAUAAUCUUGCCCUAUUUAAGAAUCAAUGAUCUGAUGGAAAUGAUGAGUUUUGAAAUAAAUGCCUGAUUUUUGUAGUGCUAUUGAGUUAAGUUUGGGGGAAGAACUCGGAUCAUGAUGUGUUUAUAACCACCUGACUGGAGCAGCAGUUUUAUAUAUUUAUUUUUAAUAGUUUUUAACAAUGAUUUCUAUUUUUUUAUUUCAAUGUAGAAAAUUUAUUUGUAAUGUUUUGUACUGGAAAAAAGUCCUUAAAUAAAUA
Messenger RNA from Cuculus canorus (common cuckoo), 8966 nucleotides. RefSeq names its product ALMS1 centrosome and basal body associated protein (gene ALMS1). Bases 70 to 8577 code for a protein of 2835 amino acids. The transcript is spliced from 19 exons. Gene Ontology annotation, cellular component: centrosome; cytosol; centriole. NCBI's taxonomy places the organism in Eukaryota, Metazoa, Chordata, Aves, Cuculiformes, Cuculidae. Gene Ontology annotation, biological process: regulation of centriole replication. The record is from RefSeq and is a predicted model, not a curated record.